This is a messenger RNA of Lacerta agilis (Sand lizard), 2013 nucleotides long. Its product is annotated as leucine-rich repeat and fibronectin type III domain-containing protein 1-like protein. Lineage: Eukaryota; Metazoa; Chordata; Lepidosauria; Squamata; Lacertidae. Gene Ontology annotation, molecular function: protein binding. The record is from RefSeq and is a predicted model, not a curated record.
UCCCUCUGACAGCAGCGCCAUGGAGCGGCUCCUGGUCUGUGUCCUGGUGGUGCUCAGCACCAGCCUGGCCCGUGCCCAGGUGUGCCCCAAGCGCUGCAUGUGCCAGAACCUCUCUCCCUCCUUGGCCAUCCUCUGCACCCGGACGGGCCUCCUCUUUGUGCCCACCGUCAUCGACCGGCGGACGGUGGAGCUUCGCCUGACGGACAACUUCAUCACGGUCGUCCGCCGAAAGGACUUCUCCAACAUGACCAGCCUGGUACACCUCACCCUCUCUCGCAACACCAUCAGCCAGAUCCUGCCCUACGCCUUCGCCGACCUCCGCAGCCUCCGUGCGCUUCACCUGGACAACAACCGCCUGCUGUUGAUUGGCGCCGAGCAGCUGAAGGGAUUGCCCAACCUCCGCCACCUCAUCCUCAGCAACAACCAGCUCCAGGACAUCUCUCCCGGAGCGUUUGACGACUUUGCCGGCACCCUGGAAGACCUGGACCUCUCCUACAACAACCUGGCGCAGGUCCCCUGGGACACCAUCCGCCGGCUCAACAACGUCAACUCCCUCAACUUGGACCACAACCUGAUCGACUACGUCCCCGAGGGGGUCUUCACCAACCUCCUCAAGCUGGCCCGCCUGGACAUGACCUCCAACAAGCUCAAGAAGAUCCCGCCCGACCCUCUCUUCCUCCGCAUCCCCGUCUACGCCAAGUCCAAGGGGUCUCCUCUCUCCUCGCUGGUCCUCAGCUUCGGGGGCAACCCUCUGCACUGCAACUGCGAGCUGCUGUGGCUGCGGAGGCUCACCCGCGAGGACGACUUGGAGACGUGCGCCUCGCCGCCGGACCUCCUGGGAAAAUACUUCUGGACCAUCCCCGAGGAGGAGUUCAUCUGCGAGCCCCCGGUCAUCACCCGCUACACCGGCCGGCUGGUGGUGACGGAAGGCGAGGAGGCGGUUCUGCGGUGCCGCGGCGUGGGGGACCCCGAGCCCUCCAUCCACUGGGUCUCGCCGGAAGGCAAAGUGGUGGCCAACACCUCUCGGACCACCUCCUACGAGAACGGCACGCUCGAGGUGCUCAUCGCCACCGUCCAGGACACCGGGGCCUUCACCUGCAUCGCCUCCAACGCCGCCGGGGAGGCCACCACGUCCAUCGAGCUGGUGGUCAACCCUUUGCCGCACCUCGCCAACGGCACGGCCCCCAAGGUCCCCGAGGCGGCGGGGCCCUCGGACAUCCUGACUCCGGCUAAGGGAGCCCUCCCCGCCGGCGCCAACGAAACGGGGGCCUCUCAGGACAAGGGGGUGGCAGCCUCGGAGGUGUCGGCCUCCUCGGUGCUGAUUCGCUGGUAUCCCCAGUGGCAUGUGCCCGGCAUUCGGAUGUACCAGAUCCAAUACAACAGCUCCUCUGACGAUACCUUAGUGUACAGGAUGAUCCCCUCUUCCAGCAAAGCCUUCCUGGUCAAGGACCUGGCCUCCGGGCGGGAAUACAACCUCUGCGUCCUGGCGGUCUACAACGACGGGGUGACGUCCCUGACGGCCACCCGCAGCCUGGGCUGCGUUCAAUUCAGCACCCCUCAGGAUGCCCCGCAGUGCCACUCGCUGCACACCCAGUUCCUGGGGGGCACCAUGAUCAUCAUCAUCGGGGGCAUCAUCGUGGCCUCCGUCCUGGUCUUCAUCAUCAUCCUCAUGAUCCGGUACAAAGUCUACAGCGGGCAGGAGGAGCACAAGAAAGCCAAAGUCAGCAACGUCUACUCGCAGACCAACGGGAACCAGCCCCACGCAGCAGGCUUGACCUGCUCGGCCUCCAGACCCGAGGGGUGGGGGGUGGCGGAUGGCUCGGGGGCCGCCCGGGUGCGGAGGGACUGCAGCGUGGUGGCCUUGGGCAAGGACGGCGAGAAAGGCCCCAGGAGCCACCCCACGGAGGCGGGGGCCGGAGGCGCCAUCUCCCCGGAGAAGGAGGUGGUCACGGACUAAUGUGGACCUCCAUAGCAACCCCUCCGGCCCUGGGGCUGAGGUGUCCAGAGCGGAAG